This is a messenger RNA of Bombyx mori (domestic silkworm), 1312 nucleotides long. RefSeq lists its product as uncharacterized. The record is from RefSeq and is a predicted model, not a curated record. Bases 130 to 1005 code for a protein of 291 amino acids. Lineage: Eukaryota; Metazoa; Arthropoda; Insecta; Lepidoptera; Bombycidae. The transcript is spliced from 2 exons.
UUUAUCAAGAAACAGCAGAAUAGAUCAAAAUAGCAAACGCUUUCGCUGGUAGUCAUGUCAAUGUCCCUACCAUAAAUGUUGCGAGUCGCGAAGUGAGGGGCAGCGAAACGGGCCAGUUCACCACCAGCGAUGCGUGUGCUUGCCGCUAUCCUCAUACUCGCGUGGUCGUGCCGUGUGCGCGCAUUCCAACAGACAAUCACGUCACGCGUACUACAUUCAAUCGUAGGCGAUGCAACAAACACACCUGUGCGACGCGUUUUAGAUUGUACUCGCGAACUAGGCGUAGCGAAAUGCUUAAACGCAUUCAGUCUGUGGCGGGCAGAAAAGGCUCUCACGACUUUUGCAGGAGAUAAUAACGCAUUGUUCAAUUUGACCGAGGAUAUACAAGGGUUUUCUUGGAAGACAUAUAAGAAUUGGUCCGAUGAUGAAUUGUAUUCGCAACUUUGUGACGAUACUAAGCAAUUGCUGCAGUAUCGUACUAUGUUAUUUAAUGUUCCCGGCUACAAGUUUGAGUUGGGAUCAAAAGGCAACGGAACGCUGAAUAUCGAUGUGAUUUCAAAUAACGACGGAGAAUCAGGCCGCGGUAUGAAAAAAAUGCAAAAAACAUUCUACAAAAUAGUACCUUUUCUAUUGUUGCCGGGUCUCCUCAUGUCGGCGGUACUGCCAUUUGUCUUGCCAGCAUUAAAAAUGAUGACCGUUGCUGUCGGCAUUUUGAAUAAUAUGGCGCUAACUGGCGCUGUUUUCACACUUCUCAGGAACAAUGCAUUUAAUGACAGAUAUGAGCACAAAGUUUUAUAUGUUAACGAAGGCUACAAGAACGAGAAGCGUGCCAAAGUAAAUCUAAAACCAGAACAUCACGUGCACGACGAUGUUGAAUACGAUAUACCAGAAAAGUCAGAAUAUCAGGAAGAAUAUGUUAUUGAAAAUGAUAAUCAUCACUUCGCUCAUGAACUAAAUUCAGAUUGGAUUAAAGAUUAUUAUGGCGAUAGAUUCGUAAAAAUUUAAUCUUAAUACAGAGGAAGAGAACAAACAUGCCAAUAAAUCGCCAAAUAACUUACCUUUUAUUAACUAUAUAAGUAAUUUAUUAAAGCUAGUCUUAUUUAACGGCAAUACAAAAGGCGUUGCUUCUUUAGGAUGUUUUAAACUUUGAAAUAAGUUUUGAUGUAAUUUUAAAGAAAGCCUAAUUUUAUUUGUUACUUUUUGUCAAAAAUUUUGCCAAUUCUCCUUUCCUAUGCAUGCGAUGAUAGAAAUUCGGUUAUUAUUAAGUUUGCAAGUCUGUUUCCGUUUUUAAUUACAAAGUCAAAAAGUGAAA